Molecule: messenger RNA, 2714 nt
Organism: Mobula hypostoma (lesser devil ray)
Lineage: Eukaryota; Metazoa; Chordata; Chondrichthyes; Myliobatiformes; Myliobatidae
Gene: ciao1
Product: cytosolic iron-sulfur assembly component 1
Exons: 7
Coding region: 44-1057 (337 amino acids)
Biological process (GO): iron-sulfur cluster assembly
Cellular component (GO): cytosolic [4Fe-4S] assembly targeting complex
Molecular function (GO): protein binding
Source: RefSeq, a predicted model, not a curated record
CGCCGGCAACCAAUCGCCCUCGGCUCCGGGGCUGUGCGCGGCGAUGAAGCGGCGGUUGGAGCUCGAGUCGCGCUUCCCGGCGCAUCCCGACAGCCGGGCCUGGUUCGUGGCCUGGAGCCCGGCCGGGACGUUGCUGGCUUCGUGCGGAGGCGACCGCGCCGUGCGGAUCUGGGCCAGGGAAGGAGCCGCCUGGGUGUGCAAGUGCCUGCUGGAGGACGGGCACCAGCGCACCGUCCGCAAGGUGUCCUGGUCACCCUGCGGCAACUACCUGGCCUCGGUCAGCUUCGACGCUACCACCUGCAUCUGGAGGAAGAAGGAGAGCGGAUUUGAGUGCCUGACAACUCUGGAAGGGCAUGAGAAUGAAGUGAAGUCUGUUGCCUGGGCUCCGUCUGGCAAUCUCCUGGCAACAUGCAGCCGGGAUAAAAGUGUUUGGGUUUGGGAAGUGGAUGAGGAUGAGGAUUAUGAAUGUGUGAGUGUAUUAAAUGCUCAUACGCAAGAUGUCAAGCACGUGAUCUGGCAUCCAAAUGGAGAGCUGCUGGCUUCUGGAAGUUACGACAACAGCAUUAAACUUUACAAGGAGGAGGACGAUGACUGGAUCUGUACCAACACCCUGGAAGGUCAUGAGUCCACAGUCUGGAGCAUCGCUUUUGAUAAAACAGGGGACCAUCUCGCAUCUUGUAGUGAUGACAAAACUGUGAAAAUUUGGAAAGCAUACAGCCCUGGUAAUGAACAAGGUGUGGUCUGCAAUGGGUCAGAUCUGUCCUGGAAAUGUGUCUGUACCUUGUCUGGGUUCCACACACGUACUAUCUAUGACAUCUCUUGGUGCCACGUAACCGGUUCUCUAGCAACUGCCUGUGCUGAUGAUGCAAUCAGGAUAUUUGAGGAGGAUCCUGGCUCAGAUCCACACCAGCCAACAUUUUCACUCACUUCACACAUCCCAAAGGCACACACUCAGGACGUCAACUGUGUGGCAUGGAACCCAAAACAGGCAGGAGUUUUGGCAUCAUGUAGUGAUGAUGGGGACAUUAACAUCUGGAGAUACAAGUUUGAUGAUUAGUUGUUCUAUGUGAACAAUUAACAAGUGUGGUGUGCAAUAGCAGCCCAGUUUUAUUAAAUCACCAUGACUACUUCAUGUAACCAUUUUCAAAUUUGCACUAACAAUCUUACUACUUGAUGUUCUAUCUACCAGUAAAUGUUGUACAGGGCUUAAGUUGCCAUUAAGUAUAAUUUGCCAAUAAGUACUAUCAGCACUCAUUUAUCUUGCUGUUGAUUUUAGAUCUACGUGAAAGGAUCUUGCAAAUAUAAUUACACAUUCUUCUUGUCCCUAACCUAUUACAUGUAAUUAUUUCUUGAUGUUCCAAUAGAUAUAAAACUGAUUCUCCCAGGCCCUUCUUGCUCUGAAAUUUAUUAUAAGUGAUUCUACAAAAGGUUGUUUAAUAAUAUUCAUACUAGUUUUUAUAAUUCUUUACUGUAAUUGUUUUUUUUGUAGUGUGGAUUAUAACAUGCAAUUUAAUGUCAGUUAAAGGAUAUACUUCCCACAUCAUUUGUGAUUGACAACCAGUUUGAGCAAUGAGUAAAAUUCUACCUAAAUACCUCCUCCUGAGGGCCAAGAGUGAAAAAAGUAUGUCGCAUCCAGAAUUUUCCAGUUAGCGGGCGAUUUCCUUCCACGCCGCUCUGACAUAUUGGGAAAUCGUGUACGAGGCAAGUUACAGCAGUGGUUUGCCAUUGCCUUCUGCCGGGUGAGGUUUUUUUUAAAGAGAUCACCAGCUCUUAACCCAGCACAGAUGGAAAGCGUGCAAGGGUGCUGGCUGGAAUCGAACUCAGGACCUCUCACCUGGAAGUCCAGCGCUGAUGCCACUACGCCACCAGCUGGCUAAGAGUGAAAGGGAACUCAUAUUCUGUGGAUUGGAAUUAAUAAUUUGAGAGUGUGUCGUUUUUGGAAAAUGAGAAGCUUGAUCUUGUUUUAAUUAUGGUUGGGGAUAGUGGUCAUACCUAUAGCCGAUGGGUAUAAAUGUUAAAUUUGUCCUCUUAAUCACAGCCCAUUGCUGAAAUACUGUGGGUAGAAAAUGUUAAUGAUUGGCCUUAAAGGUAACAGCACAGACAUACUAUGUUUCACAAAGUGAUUGAGUUCCUUUGGCAAAUAACUCAACCCUUAAUCUCAGUGUCGAAGGACUUUGAAUGUGGUACUUGCUGGAAAAAUGGGUGGAAUUAAGAAUGAUUUUUAAGAUUGUCAGGUUAUUUUGAAAUGCAGUUACUUUCUUUCCUGCAAAAGGCAGUGAAAAUCCAGAACUUGCUAUUUUGAGUGUUUCUGCUCAAGCUCCUAGCCAAGGGCUUAUGCAGUGAAAUUUACAUUAAGGGUCUAUUUCCUAUCGGUGCUUGCUGAGCAUGAUGGCGUAAUCCACAGUAAAGUACAGCAACAGCUCAGGCCUUACCAAAAGGCAUAAAGGAUCAGUUGUGUGCUUUGUUCACGAAUGGCCAUAAUUUACUUCUGGGUAUCAGGGACAUAGAGGAAAGUAACACUGACCCAAAAAAAAAGGCCUUGAAAGCAUUUUCCUAAAAACCAUCUAUGUUAGCAGAGAGAUGAACUUGUGAAAAUGUUUAAGGAUAUGAAAAUCCGAAUCACCGGAUUUCAUUUCCUUAUCAUUAAACCCAGUUUAAUGCUUCCAAUGCAAUUCCAAUGGCUGAUUUUCAAUAAAUCUGUGUCUAAAUAAAUG